UCCCAGGUCGAAAGGAUUGUAGACAAGAGGAAGAACAAGAAAGGGAAAUGGGAGUACCUUAUCCGAUGGAAAGGCUACGGAAGCACGGAGGACACGUGGGAGCCAGAGCACCAUCUGUUGCACUGUGAGGAGUUUAUCGACGAAUUCAACGGGCUGCACAUGUCCAAGGACAAAAGGAUCAAGUCAGGGAAGCAGGCCAGCGCCUCCAAGCUCCUGCGUGACGGCCGAGGCCCGUCGGUUGAGAAACUCUCCCACAGACCUUCAGAAUCUGGAAAGAGCAAAGGGACUUCCCAUAAAAGGAAGCGAAUCAACCCUUCCCUGUCCAAGCCAAAAAAAGGCUAUUCAGCCAAGCCCCCUGCGGGAGGUGACAGGGCCGCCAAGACGGUGUCUUACAGGACUACCCCCAGCGGUUUGCAGAUAAUGCCUCUGAAAAAGGCUCAGAACGGGAUGGAGAAUGGGGACGCCGGCUCCGAGAAGGACGAGAGGCACUUUGGAAACGGGUCCCACCAGCCUGGCUUGGAUUUGAAUGAUGUAGGAGAACAAGAACUGGCCGAAUGUGGUGUCAACCAUGGGGCAUUGGCAGAGAACGGGCUCGGCUCUGCUCUGACCAACGGGGGGUUAAACCUGCACAGCCCCGUGAAGAGGAAGCUGGAAGCAGAGAAGGACUAUGUCUUUGACAAGAGGCUCAGGUACAGCGUCCGCCAGAACGAAAGCAACUGUAGGUUUCGGGACAUUGUCGUGCGCAAGGAAGAGGGGUUCACACACAUCCUGCUGUCCAGCCAGACCUCGGACAACAACGCACUGACCCCCGAGAUUAUGAAGGAGGUCCGGCGAGCACUGUGCAACGCGGCCACGGAUGACAGCAAACUGCUGCUUCUCAGUGCAGUGGGCAGCGUAUUCUGCAGCGGCCUAGAUUACUCCUACCUAAUUGGCCGGUUGUCCAGUGACCGGAGAAAGGAGAGUACCCGGAUUGCAGAAGCCAUCAGGGACUUUGUGAAGGCCUUUAUCCAGUUUAAGAAGCCUAUCGUGGUUGCGAUCAAUGGGCCUGCCCUGGGCCUGGGUGCCUCCAUCUUGCCCCUCUGCGACAUCGUGUGGGCCAGCGAGAAGGCCUGGUUUCAGACCCCCUAUGCCACCAUCCGCCUCACGCCCGCUGGCUGCUCCUCAUACACCUUCCCCCAGAUCCUGGGCGUCGCACUGGCCAACGAGAUGCUGUUCUGUGGGCGGAAGCUCACCGCCCAGGAGGCAUGCAGCAGGGGACUUGUGUCCCAGGUCUUCUGGCCAACCACCUUCAGCCAGGAGGUCAUGCUGCGGGUCAAGGAGAUGGCCUCCUGCAGCGCAGUGGUGUUGGAAGAGUCGAAAUGCCUCGUUCGGAGCUUCCUGAAGUCCGUGCUUGAAGAUGUGAACGAGAAAGAAUGCCUCAUGCUCAAGCAGCUCUGGAGCUCCUCCAAGGGCCUGGAUUCCCUGUUCAGCUACCUGCAGGACAAAAUUUACGAAGUCUGAAGAGCCCCAGCCCAA
This is a messenger RNA of Neomonachus schauinslandi (Hawaiian monk seal), 1515 nucleotides long. RefSeq names its product chromodomain Y like 2 (gene CDYL2). Bases 160 to 1500 code for a protein of 446 amino acids. Gene Ontology annotation, molecular function: transcription corepressor activity. The transcript is spliced from 6 exons. The record is from RefSeq and is a predicted model, not a curated record. Gene Ontology annotation, cellular component: nucleus. Lineage: Eukaryota; Metazoa; Chordata; Mammalia; Carnivora; Phocidae.